Messenger RNA from Emericellopsis cladophorae, 372 nucleotides. RefSeq names its product Transcription initiation factor IIA subunit-like protein. Gene Ontology annotation, cellular component: transcription factor TFIIA complex. The transcript has 3 exons. Gene Ontology annotation, biological process: transcription initiation at RNA polymerase II promoter; RNA polymerase II preinitiation complex assembly. NCBI's taxonomy places the organism in Eukaryota, Fungi, Ascomycota, Sordariomycetes, Hypocreales, Bionectriaceae. The record is from RefSeq and is a predicted model, not a curated record. The coding region runs from base 1 to 372 and encodes 123 amino acids. Gene Ontology annotation, molecular function: TBP-class protein binding; RNA polymerase II general transcription initiation factor activity.
AUGGCGGCCAACAACCAGGCUUUCUACGAGCUGUACCGAGGAAGCAGCAUCGGUCUGGCCCUGACUGAUACCCUCGACGACCUGAUCGCCCAUGUGAACCCGGAGACGAACCAGCCCGAACCUCUGAUCCCACCGCAACUGGCUAUGAAGAUCCUCGCGUCCUUCGACCAGGCCAUUGCCGAGGUGCUGCAGAAGAACGUUAAGAACCGCUUGUCGUUCAAGGGAAGCCUGGAUACCUACCGAUUCUGCGACGAGGUCUGGACAUUUUUGAUCAAGAACGUCACCUUCAAGAUGGACCACGGUCACCCACCCGUCACGGCGGACAAGAUCAAGAUUGUCAGCUGCAACGCAAAGAAGCCCGGAGAGACAUAG